Triticum turgidum subsp. durum (durum wheat) is the source of this 849-nucleotide messenger RNA. The record is from the annotation of a GenBank genome assembly. Lineage: Eukaryota; Viridiplantae; Streptophyta; Magnoliopsida; Poales; Poaceae.
AUGGGGAGGCAGCCGUGCUGCGACAAGGUGGGGCUGAAGAAAGGCCCGUGGACGGCGGAGGAGGACCAGAAGCUCGUCAGCUUCCUCCUCAGCAACGGCCAAUGCUGCUGGAGAGCCGUCCCCAAGCUCGCCGGGUUGCUCCGGUGCGGGAAGAGCUGCCGGCUGCGGUGGACCAACUACCUUCGGCCGGACCUCAAGCGCGGGCUGCUCUCCGACGAGGAGGAGAAGACGGUGAUCGACCUGCACGAGCAGCUCGGCAACAGGUGGUCCAAGAUCGCCUCCCACCUGCCCGGCCGGACCGACAACGAGAUCAAGAACCACUGGAACACGCACAUCAAGAAGAAGCUGAGGAAGAUGGGCAUCGACCCCGCCACCCACAAGCCCCUCCAGCCUGCUGCUGUUGCUACCUAUCAGCAUCCGCAGCGGCCUACCGGUGGUGAAUCGCCGGAGCAGAAGGUGCCGGCCGCGGCGGCCACGGGAAGUCAGUCAGGUGCCGAAGAGGACAUGUUCUGCCCCGACGAGGUGCCGACCAUGAUGCAACUUCUGGAUAACAUCAUCUUGCCAUGCGACGUCGUGGAACCGGCGCCGCUCGACAGCAGCUGCGGCACGGCUUCGUCACCAGCCGAGUCGUCCUCGUCCUCGUCGUCCGCCUCGGCGGCGUCGAGCGGCGGCGGCGGCUUCGAGGACAACUGGCUGCCGAAGAUCAUGGAGUGGCCGGUGGAGCCGAUGUUCAUGACGGGACUGGACGUCGACGUGGUCACCGGGCCGACGUCGGCGUGGGAGUUCGAGGACGCCUUCAACGCGUACCAGAGGAUCGCCCUGUUUGAUCACCAGGAGACAUGGGCUUGA